This is a messenger RNA of Talpa occidentalis (Iberian mole), 2360 nucleotides long. It is a transcript of the gene PEA15, whose product is annotated as proliferation and apoptosis adaptor protein 15. The record is from RefSeq and is a predicted model, not a curated record. Gene Ontology annotation, biological process: MAPK cascade; negative regulation of extrinsic apoptotic signaling pathway via death domain receptors. The transcript has 5 exons. Gene Ontology annotation, molecular function: protein binding. NCBI's taxonomy places the organism in Eukaryota, Metazoa, Chordata, Mammalia, Eulipotyphla, Talpidae. The coding region runs from base 109 to 501 and encodes 130 amino acids.
GCUGCGGACCGGGACGGCGGAGCGCCGCGCCCAGAGCGCAGCCGGCGUGGGAAGAGACAGGAGACAAGCCUGGUGUGGCUCCGGGACAGGGGACAGGAUUUGAGGGCCAUGGCCGAGUACGGGACCCUCCUGCAGGACCUGACCAACAACAUCACCCUGGAGGAUCUGGAGCAGCUCAAGUCGGCCUGCAAGGAGGACAUCCCGAGCGAAAAGAGUGAGGAGAUCACCACUGGCAGUGCCUGGUUCAGCUUCCUGGAGAGCCACAACAAGCUGGACAAAGACAACCUCUCCUACAUUGAGCACAUCUUCGAGAUCUCCCGCCGCCCCGACCUCCUCACCAUGGUGGUGGACUACAGAACCCGCGUUCUGAAGAUCUCAGAGGAGGAUGAGCUGGACACCAAGCUCACCCGCAUUCCCAGUGCCAAGAAAUACAAAGACAUUAUCCGGCAGCCCUCUGAGGAAGAGAUCAUCAAAUUGGCUCCUCCACCGAAGAAAGCCUGAGCAAGGGGGAGGAAGAGAAGGUUGGACCUUCAUCGGACCACUCCCUUCCCCCAUCCUCCAUGGGAGGGGUCAAGGGAACCCCCCCACCUACCCAUUUACUAACCUGGUCCUAACCCCUUACUGUGCGCGUGUGUGCGUGUGCGCACGCUCUGGCUGUUUGUCUUUAUGUCUAGCUCAUCUAGUUCCUCCUCGUGAGGGGAUGGGGGUCAGGGGCUGGGGAUGGCCUAGUUUUCCACUCUGGGGGAAGGGGGGGGGGCACGCUCCUCCAACUUCCCUUUCCUCCACUCUUUCCCCCCACACACACACCUCUGAAGUGUGGGAGCAGAAAAGGACCUGGAUUUCCCUCCAUGGAGGCGCCCAGGUGGGGUGAGGAUUGAGAGAGGAGGUGCAUCUUAUGAAAAGCAGCGAGGGGAAGUGGAGAGGCUCCCCCACCCCCACCCCAGGGACUAAGAAAAGCCAGGGCAGGCUCAGUGUUUGCACCAUGCUGGAUGGGCUGAGGAGUUGGCUUCCAGCUCUUCCUCAGGUUGGAGUUCCCUUUGUGCCCCUUGCAAAGGCCUAGAAUGAGUGUGAACCAGGGAUCUAAGAGGACAUUGGGAUCCUUUCCCGGCCCUGAAGUUCAAGCACCCAGCACCCAGCAUUAGACGCCAUCCUCCUAUUCUGGGACUGCAUUGGGAGCACGCCCCCCUGGGCCUGAGGUGGGCCGAGGGCAUGUUCUGUGGUUCUUCUUUCCACUCCUUUAUUCCUGCUCAGACUGUUGCCCGUGCUGACCCUGAACCCAGGGAGGCUGGGGAGGAGAUUCUUGGGUUUUAACUGCAGUCCUGCCCCUACUACAGGGUCCCAGCAUGGUUACUGCAGGUACCUUCCUUCCCCUGGUCUAGAACACACCAAGCAAGCAAGAAGGGAAGAAGUGAACUAGUGUUUUCCUUUGCACUGAUCCCCAAUUCAUCCCAGGAGGGGACUUGGUAACCCCUCUCCCUCAAUACCCUGGCGCCUUGGGCUUAUGAACGCCUCCUAGCCAAAUCAGUGACCCCAGCCUCCUGCCUGUCCCAAGACGCCCUUCCCCACCUUGACCGUGCUAACUGUGUGUACAUAUAUAUUCUACAUAUAUGUAUAUUAAACCCGCACUGCCAUGUCUGCCCUUUUUUGUGGUGUCUCGCAUUAACUGUCUAGGUCAGAGCAGGGGUGGGGAGGGAGGCCACAGUUAAGGGACCGGCACAAAUUGCUAUGUAGUCAAGAUAAAACAUUUUUUAAGCUCAAAUUGACGUGGAAUCUGAGACUACUCAGAGAAAGUCUAAGGAACUUUUAGGAUAUGGGUUACUUUCAGGAGCAAGGGUUGGGGGUGGGGCGGCGGGCUGUUUGGAGAGGGAAGCAGCACACUCCAAUCCCAGCCAGCCCACCUGCCCUUCCCUCUGGCCAAUGCGGACACCUGCCUUAACACACACCUUGAGCGCUCCAGCUUUGCCUUAAAGGACCUUUGCAGCCCUGCCUGGCUUCUCCCUCAGGGAGAGAGAUCCUUGUGGAAUUAGGAGGGGGUGAAAGAGCUGAAUUGUCCUUUCAGUCAGAAUGUGCUUUGCUGGGGGAGGCAGGGAGAGGAGAAGAGGAAGGAAGAGUAGGAUCCUUCCUUGGGAGAAGGGAGAGGGAGAAGGGAGAAAGGAAAGGGAGAAGGGGGAUCGUUUUCAGCAGUCCGGGAAUUUCUCUGUAAGGCAAAAUCUCAAGACUAACCCAUUCCCCCAGCCCCCCAUACUGUUGUGAGAUGCCCCGUUCCUGUGCUCCUGUCUGCAGUGUGCACGGCCUUGUUCUAACCCUGGAAUAAAGGUGACUGAUUAUACUGACUGACUCUAGACUAAUUUCUGUGAAUG